AAAAAAAAAAUUGGCGUUGUACGCGCCAUGUUGAGCAGGCAGUUUGCGUCAGGUUCUAUUUUAGAACCUAACUUUUUUCCCGAACCGCAACAAGUAUGCCCGCUUGAAAAUUGCUGCCAUGAAUGCCUGCUUUUGGCGCCGUUCACUUCGUGCUGUGACUGUUCGAUGGGCAUGAAACCAGCGCCAUUCGACAGCUGAUGUAACAGGCUUUCUGUUGAACCCACCCAGUAUGUGUGUUGCUCGAUAAUUGCGAGCAAAAGUUGCAAAAGAGUGUGUGUUUUUCUAUCAACUUCGCGGGAGAGAGCAUUUUGACAGUUUUUUUUUUUCGAGAGAGAGAACGGGAAGUGCCC
Ectocarpus sp. CCAP 1310/34 is the source of this 350-nucleotide messenger RNA. Lineage: Eukaryota; Phaeophyceae; Ectocarpales; Ectocarpaceae. The record is from the annotation of a GenBank genome assembly.